Molecule: messenger RNA, 1608 nt
Organism: Leptosomus discolor (cuckoo roller)
Lineage: Eukaryota; Metazoa; Chordata; Aves; Leptosomiformes; Leptosomidae
Gene: KCNJ2
Product: potassium inwardly rectifying channel subfamily J member 2
Biological process (GO): potassium ion import across plasma membrane; regulation of monoatomic ion transmembrane transport
Cellular component (GO): plasma membrane
Molecular function (GO): inward rectifier potassium channel activity
Source: RefSeq, a predicted model, not a curated record
CAUGCCCUCUCUAUGACGGUUACUUGUUAAGCUAACUCUGCAUGCCAGAAGACUGUCCUUGGUUGAUCCAAGGGCUUUUGGGGACUCCGGCCUCUCCCCAGUUUUUCUGUGUGUGUGUGUUCCUCUAGAACUUUCAAAACUGUUUCUCCAAAGGGUUUUGCAGAAACUUAGACUGUUUUCUAAAGCAGAAGCACCUCAGUCCACAGCAGUAGUGAUGGGCAGCGUGCGAACCAACCGCUACAGCAUCGUGUCUUCGGAAGAGGACGGCAUGAAGCUGGCGACCAUGGCCGUUGCCAACGGCUUUGGGAAUGGAAAGAGUAAGGUACAUACCAGACAGCAAUGCAGGAGCCGCUUUGUCAAGAAGGACGGCCACUGCAAUGUCCAGUUUAUUAACGUGGGUGAGAAGGGACAGCGAUACCUGGCAGACAUCUUCACCACUUGCGUGGACAUCCGCUGGAGGUGGAUGCUAGUUAUCUUCUGCCUGACUUUCAUCCUCUCCUGGCUUUUUUUUGGCUGUGUGUUUUGGUUGAUUGCGCUGUUGCAUGGGGAUCUGGAGAAUCAAGAAAAUAGCAAACCUUGUGUCUCUCAAGUGAGCAGCUUCACCGCAGCCUUUCUGUUCUCCAUUGAGACCCAGACCACGAUCGGCUAUGGCUUCAGGUGUGUCACAGAUGAGUGCCCCAUCGCAGUUUUCAUGGUGGUUUUCCAGUCUAUAGUAGGCUGCAUCAUUGAUGCUUUCAUCAUUGGUGCUGUCAUGGCAAAGAUGGCUAAGCCAAAAAAGAGGAAUGAAACGCUGGUCUUCAGCCACAAUGCCGUGGUGGCCAUGAGAGACGGAAAACUGUGCCUGAUGUGGCGUGUUGGAAACCUGAGGAAAAGCCACUUGGUGGAGGCACAUGUGCGAGCACAGCUCCUCAAAUCCAGGAUCACGUCGGAAGGGGAGUACAUCCCCUUGGAUCAAAUAGACAUCAAUGUAGGGUUUGACAGCGGGAUAGACCGCAUAUUCCUGGUCUCCCCAAUUACGAUAGUCCAUGAAAUAGAUGAAGACAGUCCUUUGUAUGACUUGAGCAAACAAGACAUGGACAAUGCUGACUUUGAAAUUGUAGUAAUAUUGGAGGGCAUGGUGGAAGCCACCGCCAUGACUACCCAGUGCCGUAGCUCCUAUCUGGCAAACGAAAUCCUCUGGGGCCACCGCUACGAGCCCGUACUCUUUGAAGAGAAAAACUACUACAAAGUGGACUACUCGAGGUUCCACAAAACAUACGAAGUGCCCAACACACCCAUCUGUAGUGCCAGAGACUUAGCAGAAAAGAAAUACAUUCUCUCUAACGCAAACUCCUUUUGCUACGAGAACGAAGUGGCCCUCACCAGCAAAGAGGAGGACGAGAUUGACACUGGGGUGCCUGAGAGCAUGAGCACAGACACCCACCCGGACAUGGACCACCACAACCAAGCAGGGGUGCCUCUAGAGCCACGGCCGCUACGGCGGGAGUCGGAAAUAUGACUGACAAACUCUUCCUCUCCCUUUUGGUUGGAAGGAAAGAAAAAUCCACCUAUCGGUCAAAGGCACGUUGACCUGAGAAGUUGGCCCAGAACAGUUUUCAGACAACGGUA